UGACGUAACGGCAUUGCAUUGUGGGGCUCCGGGGGAAUCGGAAGAGUUUGUUGUGACUCCGACGGCACGUGUUUUUGUUGUUUUAAGAAGAAAAAUAAGUUGUAACGAGUGAAAACAUGGUGCAGACAUGUUGCGUUAUUAACUGCCACAAUCGUCGCUUCCGGAAGAAAAAGGACGAGGUGACAUUUUUCUCUUUUCCGACCUGGAAGCAAAACCAAGGCGCUGUGAUCUGUGAGCUAACAAAGAGACACCGAAUGGCCUGGAUAGCAGCCGUGAGACGACCGAACAUCACUCCCGACGCCAUCACCCGACACAUGGUGGUGUGUUCACGGCAUUUUCACACUGGGAGACCAGCUCAUGAAAUGGAUGAAAGCCAUCCGGACUGGGCACCCUCAUUACAUCUCGGACACACGGAAGCGGAAGCUAACAAAGAUAACAAGCGACUUUCUCCAACAAGACAGAACCACGAGCGACUACGACAACCGGAAGCUGUUAGCAAGACACAUGUAGUGCUACACGUUGAAGACAUCCAGCAGCUGAUUGCUGAUCAAGAAGAAAGUCCCCCUCAGCCACAAGGUGGCAGCUCCACUUGGGAGCAAGAGGAGCCACAGUCUAUUAAAGAAGAAGAAGAAGAGGAGGAGCCACAGCCACCUCUGAUUAAAGAAGAAGUGGAGCCAGUGCUCACCUUAAUUAAAGAGGAAGAGGAGGAGCCACAACCCCCAUAUGUUAAAGAGGAAGAGGAGGAGCCACAACCUUGCUACGUUAAAGAAGAAGAACAAGAACUCUUGAUCACUCAUGAGGGAGAGCAUCUUCCAGCGCCAGAGGAGGCUGAUCUCACCAGGUUGCAACUGACCGGUGUCUCUGCGGUGACCGAACACUGUGAAGACAAACCACCCGAGUUCCCACGGCUUCAUCGUAGUCCAAGUGAGGACACGAGAGAGGCGGAGCCUUCAUGCAGCAGCUCACUGCCACACGUGACAAGAGAAGCUGAUGGAGACCACUGUGGAGGACCACAAGCGGACGACCUCUUAGCUCCACUGUCAGAUAGCGACGACGCAACGUCCCCUGAAGAUGAAGGCAGCGACUGCAACCAAGACUCUGAUAGCUCCAAAAAGAAGACCGGUAAACAUUUUACCUGCUCAGUUUGUGAUAAAAGAUUUACUUUUAUGAGUAACUUGGCUCAACACAUGAGAACACACACCGGAGAGAAACCUUUCAGUUGCUCAAACUGCGGUAAAAGCUUCACCACAAAGAGUACCAUGCAAUCGCACAUGAGGACGCACACAGGGGAAAAACCUUUCAGUUGCUCACACUGCGGCAAACGCUUCGCUCAAACAUCGGGCAUGCAUAAACACAUGAAAACGCACACAGGAGAAAAACCUUUCCGUUGCUCACACUGCGGUAAAUGCUUCACGCUCAAAUCAAACUUGCAGUCGCACAUGAGAACGCACACCGGAGAAAAACCUUUCUGUUGCUCAGACUGCGGUAAAUGCUUCACUCUCAAGUCAAACAUGCAAUCACACAUGAGAACGCACACGGGGGAAAAACCUUUCAGUUGCACAGAAUGCAGUAAAAGCUUCACUCUCAAGUUAAGCCUUCAAAAGCACAUGAGGUCGCACACCGGAGAGAAACCUUUCAUUUGCUCAGAUUGCGGUAAACGCUUCACUCAAAUGUCAAGCAUGAAAUCGCACAUGAGAACGCACACAGGAGAAAAACCUUUCAGUUGCUCAGACUGUGGUAAACUCUUCACCAAAAAAAACAACAUGCAAAUCCACAUGAGAUCGCACACGGGAGAAAAACCAUUCAGUUGCUCGGACUGUGGUAAAAGCUUUUCUCUGAAGUAUAGUAUGCAAUUCCACAUGAAAAUGCACUCAGGAGAAAAGCCUUUCCAUUGCUCCGACUGUGGUAAAAGUUUCACUCUCAAGUCGAACUUGCAAUCACACAUGCGAACACACACGGGAGAAAAACCUUUUAGUUGCUUAGACUGUGGCAAACACUUUGCGUACAAGUCAAACUUGCAAUCACACAUGAGAAAGCACACAGGAGGAAAACCGCUCAGUUGCUCACAAUGCGGUAAACGCUUUCAUCUUAAACAAAGUAUGCAAUCACAUAUAACACACAGGCGAGAAAAACCUUUAAGUUGCUCAAAUUGUGGUGAUGCAUUUCUGUGGAAGUCCACUUUGCAUGAACACACGCAGAGUCACUGAUGGUGUACUGUUUGAUUCCCCUUCCUUGCAGUCACAGUGUUGUUGUAUUAUUUGCACGCAUCUUUGUUCAAUAAAUACAUUCUGUUUUUAUGAAUGUCUAAAACAGGGGUGCUCACACUUUUUCAGCAUGCGAGCUACUUUUAAAAUGACCGAGUCAAAAUGAUCUACCCACUACAAAAAUGCAAAACAUCUAUUUAUUUUCAAAUGUAUUGAGGAUUAUUUGUACGUACAAUGUAUGUUGAUGUACCUUACAUAACCAAAUGAGCCAAUAUUGCAAAACACACAUAAUUAACUAUUAACAUUUUUUGUAAUUACCUGAGUUUACUUUGAUGACUUGCACUGAAUUGAACCAGCCAGGGAUGCAUAGUCCGGACAGUAGCUGCUGAUAGCCAGCCUCAAGCACACUUCCAAAUGUUUAUCAGUCAUGGAUAAUAUCCGUAUCAUAAUAUCCGUAUAAUAUUCCAUAUCCGUAUGGAAGUGAUAUGUUUUUUGCCUUUUUACUUGGUCCAGUUUUUGCCUUUUUACUUGGUCCAGCUCCUUCACUCAUUUUAGUGACCAUAAACUUUAGCGAGGGCUUAAAAUCUCGCAAUUCGCCGACUAGCUUAGCACUUUGCAUCGUUGUUUACGCAUGAGCGGUGACCUAAAGGUCAAAAUUCAGUUGUCAUCUGAUUGGUUGUCCUGUAUGUCAAUCAAGUAACGGGGAUGGAUGAUAGGCUGACAUCGUAAGUUCUGCUGCACUUAGAGACGUUGUUUGAUUUGAUUGGUCGCCCGAAGGGCAACAUUCAGUUGUCAUCUGAAUGGCUGCCCUGUAUGUCAAUCAAGUGACGGCAUUGAUGCUGGGAUGAUAUUUUUUUAAUGUCACGCCGCGAUCGACCAGUACCACCUCCGCGAUCAACCGGUAGCUCGCGAUCGACUUAAUGAGCACCCCUGGUCUAAAAGAUGUAGUGGUUUGAUUCCGUUUACUGACUUGAGUUUGUAUGGUUGACUCAUUAAGGGAUGGACUCCUUUCAGGUCUGGCUGGGUGAAACGAUUAUUUUUGUAAUCGAUUAAUCUCGAAAAUAGUUUUUCGAUGCAUCGAUUCAUUUUUAAAUUCAAUGUCGAUUCGAUUAUCUUUCCAUAAUGUGACCUAUAUAGCGAUUCAUGCUCAUUUUUAUGCAUGCAUAUAAUACAAAUGUCUUCUUUUCCAAUA
Molecule: messenger RNA, 3396 nt
Organism: Doryrhamphus excisus (bluestripe pipefish)
Lineage: Eukaryota; Metazoa; Chordata; Actinopteri; Syngnathiformes; Syngnathidae
Source: RefSeq, a predicted model, not a curated record